Messenger RNA from Ramularia collo-cygni, 1659 nucleotides. RefSeq names its product related to sphingolipid long chain base kinase. Gene Ontology annotation, cellular component: cytoplasm; membrane; intracellular membrane-bounded organelle. The record is from RefSeq and is a predicted model, not a curated record. NCBI's taxonomy places the organism in Eukaryota, Fungi, Ascomycota, Dothideomycetes, Mycosphaerellales, Mycosphaerellaceae. The coding region runs from base 1 to 1659 and encodes 552 amino acids. Gene Ontology annotation, biological process: sphingosine biosynthetic process. The transcript has a single exon.
AUGUCCGCCGCCCACGCCGACCCCUUCGCAGAUCCCGGAAGUACCGCUCUUCCCCACCGAACACGCGAAGACGCAUCCUCCUCCACCACCACCGACGACGAUGACCUCUUCCCCCAUCCCUCGCCCGUCCUUCAAAUCUCGCGCAUCGCCUCGUUGACCCUCGGAACCGACUCCCUGAUCCACUUGGACGAAUCGGCCCCCUGGCCCGCCCACUGCUGCCAUCUCCUCCCAUCCUUGUCCAAAACGACGCGCGCAAUCCCCUUCCACAACAUCCUCUGGGCACAAGGACAGGGCAGCGAUAUCGAAAUUUGGUACACCGAAUCGGCGGGAAGAAGAGGGCGGAAAUGCGUCGUCGGCACCUUGAAAUAUGACCUUCCCGACACGGACUCCAAAACCGCCUCGUCAUGGAUCACCGCCUUGUUGGACCGCGCCUACCCACCCGGUACGCAGGCCCGAAAGCGCGUCAAGGUGCUCGUCAACCCGUUUGGUGGACAAGGCCAUGCGACCAAAAUCUGGGAAUCACAAGUCCGCCCCAUCUUCGCAGCCGCACAGUGGGAGGUGGAUGUCGAAAUGACGUCCCAUCGCGGUCAUGCCAUUGACAUUGCUCGCAAUUUGAAUUUGUCAAGAUAUGAUGUCGUGGCGUGCGCGAGUGGAGAUGGUCUCCCACAUGAAGUCUUCAACGGCCUGGCCAACCACCCCGCAGGAGGGAAAAAGGCGUUGAGCAGCGUCGCAGUCGUACAAAUCCCCUGUGGGAGUGGAAACGCCAUGUCUCUAAAUCUGAAUGGAACGGAUAGUCCAUCCCUCGCGGCCCUGGAAAUCGUCAAGGGAAAAUGGACGGAAUUGGAUCUUGUCGCAAUCACCCAAGGCUCCAAAUUAACCUGGAGCUUCCUCUCCCAGGCGGUUGGAAUCAUUGCGGAAAGCGAUCUCGGUACAGAGAGUCUUCGAUGGAUGGGCAAUUUCCGCUUCACUUGGGGUGUCCUCGUCCGCGUCCUGGGCAAAUCCAUCUAUCCCGCACAAUUCUCCGUYGUCCUCGAUACGGAAGAUAAAUCCACCAUUAUGAAUCGCUACCGAGAAGCCGUCUCCGAACACGAAGCCUCCACAUCCAAAGGCCACCAUCUCUCCCCUCCCUCAUUAUCAAGCAACGACACCGACCUUCCAAAACUACACUACGGCACCAUCCAAGACUCCCUCCAUCCCGACUUCACCACCCAAGACCACCCCAAUCUCGGCAACUUCUACGUGGGAAACAUGUGCUACAUGUCCUCCGACACCCCCUUCUUCCUCGCCUCCCUCCCCAACGACUCCCGCCUCGACCUCGUCUGCGUUCCCGGCGACAUUUCCCGCCUCACCGCCCUGCGCAUGCUGACCGAAGUCGCCAACGGCACCAUGAUGAACUUCUCCGAGCUCUCCUAUCGCAAAGUCAAGGCCUAUCGCAUCCUUCCCCGCAUGGACGUCAGCAAGGGCACGAGAGGGAGGUUAUCCCGCUGGUUGGGCGGUGGUCGUCGAGGGCAGGCCAGGGAAGGCUUGAUUAGUGUGGAUGGGGAGAAAGUCGCUUUUGAGCCCUUCCAGGCUGAGGUUGUGGGGCGGUUGGGAAGAUGUUUGAGUCGGAGUGGAGGGGUUUAUGAGGUGGGGGAGUUGGGGAGCAAGGGGUUGAGAUGA